AUGUUAUCGAUGGAAGAUAGGAUAGCGUUGGAACUUCAAGAGCAAAAAGAAAGAGAAGAAGAAUUGAGAAGACUUAGAAAACAAUUAUCAUACGAAAACAGCAAAGAUUUAUGUUCAUCAACAAAAGAUAACGGAAACGUAUCCGAAGACAUGUGUAGCAUACACACAAAUGAUGACAGUACUUAUUCCGAGUACGGUAGCGAAGAAAAAGAACAUAGUUUGGACGGAAAUAACAGUAGAGUAAACACGCCUCAUUCAGAGGAUUUCAUACAUAGAAGAACUCGAUCAUUGGAUUCCGUUAGUUCUGGACACAGUUCAGGAAGCGGUUCGACAUUAAAUGAUAAAGAUCGGGGGGAUUCAUCACAUAGGAAAAAAAUAAGUGUGAGACCUUAUGAAGAUCCACAGGAAGAUGAAGAUCAUUCAUGCUUACCCGCUUACAAGAGAAUGGAAAAUGAAACACCCAUUGAAAGAGAAAUACGUAUGGCCAAAGAACGUGAAGAAGAAUUAAGAAAAGAAAAAGGUAUCGUUGUUGUUCGCGGUGAUGCAAAAAUAGAAUCAUUUAAGAUUCCAAAAAAUUUAAAUAAAAAAGAUGCUGUUGAAAACGAUACGAGAGACGUACAACAUAGAAUCGCAACGAAUAGAAUCCAACAGGAAAUUGAAGAAGCCAACGAGAGAGAAAACGAAUUGAGAACGGAGGGUAAAAUAUUGACAACAUCCGAAGAAAGAGUGACUAGAUUUACGCAGUUGGCAGAAUUUGCCAUAUUAGAAAAUCGCCAUAAAGAUUCUAGAAUGAAAAGAUCAUUAUCGGUUUCAACGUUACAAGUUUCCGAUGAGGGAAAUAAUAAAAAUAAAAUUAAUUCCGCUAUCAAAACUCCAUCAUCAUCAUCAUCAUCAUCAUUAUUAUCAAAUAGAAGAAGAUAUGCGCCAAACCCUGCUCAAAAAGGAAUAAUGCAACGUUUUAUUGCCACCAAAGGUAAAAUACCAUUUGGGUCGGUUAAUUCAGAAUCGCAUAUCAUGGGAAAUGAUAAAAAUAUUCGACGGGGCCCAAUAGGACGUUCCAUAACAGGUAUCGAUUCGAGUGCUUUGAUAAGAAAAGGUUACGUGCCUGCUGGAGAAAAAAUACAAGAAGAAUUAAAAGAAAUGGAAAAAAGAGAAGAAGAAUUAAGAUUACAACGUGCUCAUAAUCCGGUUGGUCCAGCAUCAUUUUUUCACAGAUCCCAACCGAAUCUUCUUAAUAUUUCUGACGAAGAAGGUGGUGAUGAUGAUGAUGAUGGUGAACUUCACAGUUGGACGAGUCACAAACAACAUAAAAAACCAAGUUUGCGUUUGUCUCAUUCAGUAUCGAAUCCAAAUUUGUUAGAUGACGACUGUUUAGAAAGAGUAAAUAUUAGAAUGCCGAAUAAAAGAUUUUCACUUUUGCAACAAUGGGAAGAUAGAAUACAAAGUGCUCAAUAA
Messenger RNA from Pediculus humanus corporis (human body louse), 1455 nucleotides. RefSeq lists its product as uncharacterized. The record is from RefSeq and is a predicted model, not a curated record. Lineage: Eukaryota; Metazoa; Arthropoda; Insecta; Psocodea; Pediculidae. The coding region runs from base 1 to 1455 and encodes 484 amino acids. The transcript is spliced from 9 exons.